This is a messenger RNA of Pieris brassicae (large cabbage white), 4140 nucleotides long. RefSeq names its product nucleolar complex protein 4 homolog A. Gene Ontology annotation, biological process: ribosome biogenesis. The record is from RefSeq and is a predicted model, not a curated record. NCBI's taxonomy places the organism in Eukaryota, Metazoa, Arthropoda, Insecta, Lepidoptera, Pieridae. The transcript has 10 exons. The coding region runs from base 40 to 1587 and encodes 515 amino acids. Gene Ontology annotation, cellular component: nucleolus; Noc4p-Nop14p complex; small-subunit processome.
UUUUAUCUUUGGUUUGCUUAUUUCUUUUCAAUACAAAAAAUGGCUGCUUUGCAACAAAAAUUUUCAAAAAUGAUUUCGGCCCAGCUACGCACUAAAGCCAACGACUUUUUAAACUCAAGGAAAAAUGCUAAUAAUCUUGCCGAUAUCAUACAAUUGUUCGAGGCUGAAACAGAAAACUUUACGUCCGUACUCCUUGCAAUUGAAGUCAUAUUCACUGAAUUACUCAAAAGAGGUGAUCUGGUACAAGUGGUUGUGCCGUUAAAGCCAGCAGAUCAAUCUCCUGAAGCCCAAUAUAAGAAAUGGCUUAAUGAAUGCUAUGAGACAGCACUUACUCAUGCCUUGCAAUGUGUAAAAAAAGGAAAAAUAACUUCACGUCUCCAAGCCCUGGUUACUUUAUGUAAGCUUAUGCAGGCUGAGGGGAAUUAUCCUCUUGAGCCUAUGAAUGGUUUCUGUUUUCCUUCAGUCAGAUUGAAGAAUAUAUUUAAUGUUCUGUUGGACUCAGAAAUACCAAUGUCGGCACCAAUAACCCGUUUUCAAGAAUUUACUGAAUACAGGGAUGUGCAACAGUUUGGUCUAAAGGUCUUAACAACACUUGCAUACCGCAAGUCUCCAACACAUGUUUUUAUACAGAAUUAUCUAGAGCUUUUAGAUAAACUCCUUGCAUUGGAGAUCCCAACAGAAGUAAAAAAAACCAAGGGCAAGGAAGAUGAUAAAGAGGAUAAAGUUCUUUGCAGUAGUAAUGGUAAACAAUUCCAAUUCAGUCCAGUAUCAUGCAAGCGGUAUGCAAAUUGUUGCUGGGGAUUUGCCUGUCAGUGGUCUCUGUGUGAAGACCCAAAGACACAUCGACGCGCCCUCAUGUUGUUAGUAGAGAGACUCAUGGGAUUGCUAAAUAAACCACAGCUUGCUACUGACAUGCUCUGUGACAGUUUGGAUGCUGGUGGUCCUAUCAGCAUGUUAGGUCUUCAGGGUGUGUUAGAGUUGGUCCGUCACCACAAUAUCUCAUACCCGGAUAUAUAUGACCGGCUCUAUGCUAUGUUUGAGCCUGAAAUGUUCGCCACGCGCUAUAAGAAGCGGCUGAUGCAUUUGGCGGACAUAUUCCUCAGUUCUACACAUUUACCAGAAAGUCUUGUAGCGGCAUUCGCAAAGCGCAUUUCUCGCCUAGCACUCGUGGCUUCACCUGACGACGCCCGUAGUUUGUUGCAAAUCGUCGCUAAUUUGCUUCUUCGGCAUCCAGCGCUUAAGAGGAUGAUCUGCUCUGAAGAUUCGCCAGCUAUCAUGUCAAACGACCCCUACGUAAUGGAAGAGACAGGCGCGUCCCGAUCCCGUGCACUUGGUUCUUCAUUAUGGGAAGUGCGAGCGCUUUGUCGUCACUGGGCACCGGAAGUCACCAGUGCGGCUACACGCGUUCUGGCUUCGCAUGAUGCAAGAGAAUCACCACUUUCAUUGGCCCCGCCUGAAGAUAAUGAGCAAUUUGAAGCAGAACUGAAAAAAAGAUUCAAGACUAUAGAAAUCAACUUCAUUCGGCCGGAUGGAAUGUGUAUCCCAAGUGGAGACCGACUAAUGACCUACUGGGAUCUAACUGCUUAAAAAAGGUAUGAAUUGGUUCAAUAUUUGUAAAUCCCUCCGAAAAACAGAGCAACCAGAAAAAAGUUCUUGUAUUUGCAAUAAAUUUGAAUAUGAGCCACCAGGGCUAUUAUUAUUGUUUAGUGAUUAGGAGGUUUGGUACUGUAUAUUAUUGAGUGGAUAUCAUGUUAACUGUAACAUGAUAUCCACUCAAUAUCAGUUACACCAUAUAUAACAACUUAUGGUCGUAAGUGAUCAGGAGAUAAUGCCUCUUCAUCUGAAUCAAUCAAUUUAUGAAAGUUUUCUUUAUGGUUUAUAAUAUGAGGCAUAAUUCCUUAUAAUCCAAACCUAACUUUUGUUACACUUUUUGAUACAAGAUAGUUCAGGAGAAAGUAGCCUCAUUAAAUUUAAAUUAUUUUUAUCAUAAAUUAUAAAAACAAUAGAAUUUGGUUUUUUUUGAUCUUGUUUAUUUCCAAAUUCCACUUAUUCUGUGGUGCUUUGAAAAUCCACUGAUCGAUUUAUAUUUGAUCAGUAGAUUUUAAAAGUUAAAUGACCAAAUAUAUUAAUAAGAUUUUCAUAUAACAGUGCAAAAUUCGAUUUUUGAUCCAUUAAAAAUUUGUAAUAUUAAAAAGUAACAAAAGUUUUUUUCAACAAUCAAAGGAUAGUAGCCAAAUUAGUCAAAUUGCCGUAUUUAUUUUAGCAUUACAAAGAUUUCUGAUUCAAAAAUCUGAAACAGUUGUACAUUGACAAAUAGGUUUUUAAAAAUACCCAUAUCAUAUGGAAGUUUCGUUUUUGUGUCUAUUUCUAAGCAUUUUUAUAAAAGGUAGUUCAACCCAUCACCCAAGAUUAUUAAAAUACGAUUAAUAAAUUUAAUUUUAAAAUGUGGUGUUUUUAUAUUUAAUCCGUGUGUACUAUCUGUAUUUAUUAUAUUUCUGUGAUCGCGUUAUGCUCUUUUUUAGAAAGGAAUAUGAUUCCGUUAUUAAGUGAAAAUUGUGUUUAUUGCCAUUUCCAAAUGUGGGUAGUUGUAGAACGGGUAGACAUCUGUUAAAAUCUCGCUUUUUUAUUUUUUUUACCGACUUCAAGAAAACCGAAGGAGUCAGUUAGUGCAUUUAGAAAUAAGAAUAUUAUUUCAGUGUGAUAGGAAUCUAGAUAGUUAAGAAUUAGGAUUAUUUCGUUGUUUUAAGGCACUAACAUUUGCGAUAUAUUUUGCACUGUUAAGUAGUAUAAGCACCUAAUCUUCUAUAUUUAUAAAACUUCUUGCGAUAUCUUUAUUAGUUUUGUUUAACACCCGCGUAAUGCGUAUGAGUAUAAAAGCUUUUAUUUUGACAAUAUACGCACAAUGAUCAUAAUUAUUCCAGUUUUGUUGAACGUAAGAAAACAGCUAUGUUCUAUGAUAGUAUUUGAGAAUAUUUUCUUUUCUGUCAAUACAAAAAUCAAGUGCAGAUCUAUUAUAAUAAAGUUUUUAAUGAUUUUGUGUAUAAAUAGACAAUUCCAGUAACUUACCAGAAUGAAAAAUCGCAAAUCAUGACUAUUUGAAAUACCUUAGCAUAAUUUAAAUAAAAUAUAUAUAUAUAUAUAUAUUUUUAUUAUGUACCUUAAUGUAUCUAAACUAUGUAAUACUGUAAGAAAAUAACAUUGCAAAGCUUAGAACUUGAAACCUACCUAGAAAAAUUAAUGUAUCCUUAAAGUGUGAGCACUUUUUAAUACUUCAGUAUAAAAUUUUUGGAAUUGUCUAUAAUUUUAUAAUAAUCUUCCAGUGAAUGUUAAUGUAACCUUUCUCAUUCCAGUUCUUUUUUUCCUUUAAAAGUACUGAAAUGUGACAUUAAACUAUAAGAACAUCGUAUGUACUAUGUACUUUGAAAAUUAUGAUGCUUGAUGUGUCCACACUCAACUGUGAACUGUAAACACGGAAAGAAUGUUAUUAAUGGAAAUAAAAGCCAUAUUAUUAUUUGUGCCUCGCAGUUAAGAUCACAGGGUGCGGAAUCUGAAUCUGAAUUAAGUUUGCGUUAAUAUGAAAAAAGCCUGCUAUAUUUAUAACUUUCGUCUUAAUGGAGAUCUAUUCACCUGUAUAGUUGAAACAAACCCACCCAUUGUGCGACAUUUUUAUAUGACAUACAAAUAUCUAUAUAGCAAAACUUAUACUUUUACAUAUUGUGAGAAAAACUUCUAGGAUAGCAAACAAGAUAAAUAUAUUAUUAACAUUGAGAUGGAAAUAUACAUUCCAGUCUUUUGUGGUACUUUGUCAAAAGAAUCUCACUGUAGUGGUACUGGAAACAGAAUUUAUUUACCAAUUAAAUUGAGAUGUGGCAAAGAAAUUACAGAUCUAAAAAAUAUUCAUAAAUUAUCCCCUUAUUAUACAUGAAAACUAAUAGGUCGAGUGCACUAUUCUCUUAAGCAUUCACUUGCCCCUUUUCAUCAGUGACAUUUAAACAAAAUUUGACAGAAAUACUAGUUUAGUGGUGCAAUAAGACCGAUUUAGUUUUUAAGUUUGUCUAGAUUUCUCUGACUUUUUCAUGGUACCAAUGCAAAAUUUUAAUUGCUCCGCACCUGUGAUGUGAUUUAUGAAACAAAUUAUUG